Molecule: messenger RNA, 1637 nt
Organism: Lingula anatina
Lineage: Eukaryota; Metazoa; Brachiopoda; Lingulata; Lingulida; Lingulidae
Product: glutathione peroxidase-like
Biological process (GO): response to oxidative stress
Molecular function (GO): peroxidase activity
Source: RefSeq, a predicted model, not a curated record
UAAUAAACCCCAUCCAAUCAACCAACAGUUUUCGUCUUCCCACAAAUAAUCUUAGUUUGUACUGAAACUGUACUUUUAAACGAGAUUUUGCAGAGUGUAGCGGAGAGCACAAGUCGAACUAUUGGGGAUGGAGACGUCGCUGCUACUGCUUCUAGCGGCAGUAGUUGGGGUGUGGGCUGUGUCGCCGCCGAAGUUGUGUCGUCGUAAGGAUGACAAAACUGUAUAUGCUUUCAAGCAAAAUAGUCUGUUGACAGGAGAGGAGAUUUCAUUGUCCAGGUACCGUGGGAAUGUGUUGUUGAUCGUCAAUGUGGCUACCUACUGAGGUUUGACAUCACAGUAUCACGGUUUGAAUGCACUACAAACCAAAUACAGCCCUCUGGGACUAACUGUACUCGCCUUCCCGUGUAACCAGUUUGGAAUGCAAGAACCUGGUAGGAACGCGACAGAAAUCUGGAACGGAAUCAAAGAAGUGCGGCCUGGGCAUGGCUUUACUCCAAAUUUCCAGAUGUUUACGAAAACUGAAGUUAAUGGAAUAAACGAAAAUCCCCUGUACACAUAUCUAAAGACUCGAUGUGACAGCACAGUGGAAGAUUUUGCGACAGACGACAAGCUUUUUUACCAACCUAAAAGAAGCCAGGACAUACGUUGGAACUUUGAAAAAUUCCUCGUGGACCACCGCGGUUUUCCUUUAAAGCGUUUCCACCCUCGCACAAAUCCUGACAACGCAGAAUUUAUCUCGACACUAGAGGAAGCCCUAGAUAUGAGAAAUGGUCGUAUGGAGAUACGAGAUCAAGCAUCCAGUAAUGGAAAGACAAUGCAAAAGGCAUACUGCAGUCUGGUACAAACUAUAUGUCUGAAGAUUCAUUAAAAUGAACGCUGAGUCAAUAUUAAGGGUCGACUUCUGUUCGGAAUGACGUUAUCUAUCAUCGGGUUAUAGAAGACUUGUUGCCCAGCAAUGGUGAGCAAUAAUAACCUAUACAACGAAACUCUCACAUUGUCCGGAAAUAAUUUUGCAUCCCUAUUCUAACUGAAACACUUACAUAGUAGAAGACGCCUACCCCGGUGAUAAAAACUGAUAAUUGAAAACCUAGAACUCGGCGUGAAUAUAAAAUAGAAUAAAAUAUAAAAAAAUAAAUAGUAUCUUAAGGAAAGGUGUAGAUCCCUCAUUUCUGUCUUUAUUUUUUUAUUUAUUAUUUUGCAUCAAAAAGAAGAAAGUGUUGCGUUUUGAAUAAAUUAGCCUAAACUUGUAAAUUUUAAUACUAUGUUCGGACUUUGCUCCCCUUGCCCAAGCGGAUUUCAUGGGACAGGUGCGAAAUGUCAUCUUACAGUUGGUUACUUGCAAUGUAUUUUAUCUUCAUGCUACAUGUUCAGGAGCGUAAUGAAUCCAUUAACUUUGUAAUAGUGUAAAUUCGUGACUUUUUAUGUGUACCAAUGCAUUCUCUUGAAAGCUAGAAACUUUGGCUGCCAUAUGAAGACCGAGCCGUCAACUACUAAACCAGUAGGAGGUUCGGUCCGAUAAUGAUCACCAUUUUCGUGAUAUUCAGUGCAUUCUAUCUCGUCUCAAUGGAGAUCAGCGACCACUGUUUCUUCUUUCUUUAUUUAUGUCAAUUAUUAAAUAAAAUAGCAUAUGUGAAGCA